Oncorhynchus gorbuscha (pink salmon) is the source of this 803-nucleotide messenger RNA. Its product is annotated as regulator of G-protein signaling 13-like. The transcript is spliced from 4 exons. The record is from RefSeq and is a predicted model, not a curated record. Bases 1 to 444 code for a protein of 147 amino acids. Lineage: Eukaryota; Metazoa; Chordata; Actinopteri; Salmoniformes; Salmonidae.
AUGCGGGUGAAGUUGAGUCACCUGGCUGACAAACAGGAGUGGACACAUCACAAACACAGGGUCCAUGAGGACAGGACUCUUCAGGAUCUGGAGUCUCUACUCAACAGCAAGAUUGGCCAGAAAGCUUUCCUCUGGUUCCUGCAGUCUGAGUUCAGUGAGGAGAACCUGCAGUUCUGGUUGGCCUGUGAGGAGUACAGGGUUACCCCUCCAUGGCAGCAGGAGGCCAAGGCCCAGUCUAUGUACUGCCAGUACAUCAACCCUGGUUCACCACAGGAGGUGAACCUGGAUGCUGAGACCAGGGAGGCUCUACUGAGAGUGACGGAGGAGCCUGCAGGCGACACAUUCCACGAGGCCCAACAACACGUCUACCACCUGAUGGCCAAAGACUCUUAUCCUCGCUUCCUGCGCUCCCCACACUGCCUGGAGGCCCUUAGGGUUCCUUAGAUAUUCCACAGCGCCACCUGCUGCCCCGGGGGACCACACAACAACAUAAUAACAAGCUGUGUUUUAUAACAACAUUAGAAUUUAUAUAAUUUAUAUUUAUUCUCAAGUCUUAGUAGACACUCAUAUGUGAGUUGUAAGAUGUUUGUGUUUAUCAUAAAUAUGGUAUAACUGGUAUAUGUCCAUGUAGUUCAUAAUCAAGUGUUUUGACAGGAACUGAGAUCCUGAGUAUUCUAGUCAAAUCAAAUUGGUCACAUACACAUAUUUAACAGAUGUUAUUGGUCCAUAUUUAUCAGAUGUUAUUGGUCAUAUACACAUAUUUAUCAGAUGUUAUUGGUCCAUAUUUAACAGAUGUUAUUGGU